Messenger RNA from Momordica charantia (bitter melon), 2322 nucleotides. RefSeq names its product putative apyrase 7. Gene Ontology annotation, cellular component: membrane. The record is from RefSeq and is a predicted model, not a curated record. Gene Ontology annotation, molecular function: nucleoside diphosphate phosphatase activity. NCBI's taxonomy places the organism in Eukaryota, Viridiplantae, Streptophyta, Magnoliopsida, Cucurbitales, Cucurbitaceae. Gene Ontology annotation, biological process: nucleoside diphosphate catabolic process.
ACAAAAAAAACAAACGUAUAUUAUCGACGGAGGCGCUGGCGCUGCUGCGCGGGUGAAUUGUCCGACGAGCAAAGCCACUCUCUCUGCGAUCACUCGUUUUGGCGCGAGAGAGGGAAAGACGCAGUGGCGGACUAUAGUGUUGAUGGGGUUCCAAAUCAUUGUCCCAGUAAGUUCCGUUCUAUCUAUCUUAAAUUUCAGGUAACUCCAAAUCAACGAUUUCUCCAGAACUCUGAGAUUUUUCUACAAAAUUAGUGACUCGCCAUUAGUAAGUUGAAGAAAUGUGCAAUUAUGGUGGUUUGUAUUUGAGAAACAGUGAUCCCAAGUCCAACCAAGGCAGAUUCCAUCGCGAUUUUUCUGUAUAUAAUUUUAAUAGAUAUGCUUGAUUUUUGAUCGAUCAGAUUUAAUUUUCAUUCGUAAGGUUAUGCUAUUGGAUAAACCCUAUUCAGGGAUUUGGUGUAAAUAGGAUUUAUCUGGUGUUCCUUCAAUGAUCUCAUUGGAUCUAACAAUUCAGUCAUCCGGGCAUUAUGUUUUAGCUACUAUUAAGGUCGUUGAUGUUUUUCUUCCGAAAGGAAAUUUUGACAGAAAAUAUUCAAGCAUGCUUUCAUCUUGAUGUUAACCAUGGAUCUCAAGUCGCCAUCCAAACUUAAGCCGUCACCAUCGAGAUUCACUAAGCAUAAAUGGAUAGUAAAUAUAACUGUUAUUGUCGUAGUAACAUUUGUGAUUUCACGUGGUGCAAUUUUAGCAUUUAAAUCUCGAGGAGUUUCUAAUGCCCCAAAAAAGCCUUAUUAUACUGUGGUUGUGGACUGUGGAAGCACAGGGACAAGGGUAAAUGUUUAUGAAUGGACAUUGGGGGUUAAGAGUGGUAGCGACUUGCCUGUUUUAUUGGGUUCUUAUCCUAACAAUUCAACGAAAAGUCCGCUCCGAAAGAAAUCUUGUAGUUACCACUGUAUGCAAACCCAGCCGGGAUUAGAUAAAUUUGUCGGCAAUAUUUCAGGUGCAAGGGCUUCUUUGAAACCAUUGAUUGAGUGGGCAGAACAUGAGAUACCGGUUGAAAUACAUGCAGUUACUCCUAUUUUUGUUUUAUCUACUGCUGGACUGAGGAGGUUGACAAAUGACGAUGCCAAGCAGGUUUUGGAAGAUAUUGAGGCUGUUAUAAAGGAACAUUAUUUCAUGUAUAGAAAAAGUUGGAUAAGAGUGCUGAGUGGUUUAGAAGAAGCUUAUUAUGGUUGGCUUGCUUUAAAUUACAAAAUGGGGAGCUUUAGAAACAGUUCAAGGUCGUCAGGCACGUUGGGAAUUCUUGAUUUGGGAGGUUCCUCAUUGCAGGUUGUGAUGGAAUCAGACCAUAAGAGAGACGAAAAGGAAGAAAUGCAUUUCAUGAGAUCAAAAGUUGGGUCCAUAGAGCAUCAGGUUUUGGCUUUCUCAUGGACAGCUUUUGGUUUGAAUGAGGCAUUUGAUAGGACCCUUAUUUUGCUCAAUCAAACACAGCAACUUGGAAAUAGUAACAUGACUACUAGGGAGCUCAGACAUCCUUGUCUUAGUUCAAGUUUUAAGCAAAACUAUACAUGCUACAAUUGUUCAAGUCAUAACAACACGGGACAGGAAAGUCUGAACAAUCAAAUCCGCAAAACUGGAUUUCCUUUUUACCUGGUCGGGAAUCCAAAUUGGGAGCAGUGUAAACGACUUGCUAGGGCAGUUGCAAUCAAUUCCAGCUCUUUAGCUUGGCCAGAGCAAAUAGAUGCUAAUUGUCUAGCUAGCCCGUUAUCUUCAAAUGGCAGUAACAAUACAGUUGUGGCCAUUCCCACCACACGUUUUCAUGCUUUAUCUGGAUUCUUUGCAGUCUAUCAAUCAUUAGAUCUGUCAACAAGAGCCAAUUGGACAAACAUAUGGAAAAGAGGUCUGGAGUUAUGCUCCACUUCUCAAGCAGAUAUGAUGAGAAGUAUUUCAGGAAACCAAAGUAGUUUGUGGCAAUAUUGUUUCCAGUUACCUUAUGUGGCAUCACUCAUCCAGGAUGCUCUCUGUCUUGGCGAUAAAGAAGUAAUUUUUGGUCCUCCAGAUGUCUCCUGGACUCUAGGAGCCGCUUUGACAGAGGGAGAAUACUUAUGGUCAAGUAUAACAACUAAAGCUGAGGAUCACAAGUUAACUUUGGGAACAAUUGAGCCUGUAUAUGUAUUUUUGUUACUUCUGUGUCUUCUAUUGAUUGUUUAUUACAAUCAAAUCAAACUACCUGUGUUAGGCAGGAAGGCAGCUGCGGCCGGGGCAUCUUUGCCAUCUUAUGCCCUUACAAAACAUAGGCCGAACUGAUUCAGAGGUGGUCUAGUUAGU